This is a messenger RNA of Pipistrellus kuhlii (Kuhl's pipistrelle), 10683 nucleotides long. It is a transcript of the gene PCNT, whose product is annotated as pericentrin. The transcript has 50 exons. The record is from RefSeq and is a predicted model, not a curated record. Gene Ontology annotation, biological process: signal transduction. Gene Ontology annotation, molecular function: molecular adaptor activity. Bases 139 to 10308 code for a protein of 3389 amino acids. NCBI's taxonomy places the organism in Eukaryota, Metazoa, Chordata, Mammalia, Chiroptera, Vespertilionidae.
GCGGGCUUACGUCUGCGUGACAGUUGUCGCGGGGGAGGGAGAGCCCGGGCGAGGGGGAGGGAGUGUAAAUAGAGCGAAGGCAGCACCGUGUCGGCUCCGUCACCUCCCGGGAGGCCCGCGAGGGAGGCCCGGAGGGAGAUGGAAGAAGAUGAACAGGAGCAGCGGCGCAGAAAGGUGGAGGCCGGAAGAGCGAAGCUUGCUCACUUCCGACAGAGAAAAGCAAAAGGUGACUGUGCGCAUUCGAAGAAAAAGACGGCGAAGAGGAAGAGCGCGACUGUCGAUGCGCCUGUCCAGGAGGAGAGUCCGGUAGCCAGUGAGGACCGUGGGCUCCUGGGAGGAGGGGACGUUUGCAAAGCCACAUCAUGCAGUGACACCCCUGAUGGGGCAGCAGCAGCUCAGCUAGAGAACCCUGAUGGAGCAAGUACGGAGGACUCGGAGCAGCCCUGGCAGAAGCUGGAUGGUGACGGUUCAGAACAGCCUGUGGUCCUCACAAAGGAGUAUGAACAAGAAUGUAAACCUGAAAUUGCUGCAUUGAUGAGCCGACAUGAAGACGAGACUGACAGGGAGCAGUGGUCAAUGGGGCUGCCCGCAGAGAUGCAGCAGGUACAGCUGCAGACCCAGCCAGUGCCACCCCUGGAGCUGGAGGCGUUGCGCUUGAGUCUGAGCAACAUGCACACAGCUCAGCUGGAGCUGACGCAGGCCAACCUGCAGAGGGAGAAGGAGACAGCACUGAUGGAACUGCGGGACAUGCUUAAUGGCCGGCACGCCCAGGAGCUGGCCCUGCUGCAGAACCGCCAGCUGCUGGAGCUGGAGCUUGUUAGGGAGCAGCAUGCACGUGAGCGGGAGGAGGCGGCACUGCGGUGCAGCCGUGAGACAGCUGAGCUGAAGGAGAAGUUACAAUCAGAAAUGGAGAGAAAUGUCCAGAUAAUAGAGACCCUGAAGCAAGACUGGGAGUCUGAAAGAGAUUUAUGUUUAGAAAGCCUGCGCAAAGAACUAUCUGCAAAGCAUCAGUCAGAACUGGAGAAUUUACAAAGCCAGUUUAAGAAAGAAUUGGCAGAACAGAAAACUGAGCUGGAGAAGAUUUUUCAAGCCAAAAACCAGGCAGAAUCGUCCCUCCAGGCUCUGCAGGCUCAACAUGACGCUGCUGUGAAGAAGCUCCAGGAAGACCUGCAGUGUGAGCGCUGCCGACACGCGGAGGACCUGGACCUGAGAGUCAGAGAGAAGGAAAGAGAAAAACAGCUGGAGUUGGAGAACCUUCAAGCAUCUUACGAAGAGCUGAAGGCUCGUUCACAAGAGGAAGUCAGGCGCCUGUGGUCCCAGCUUGAGUCCACGAGGACUGACAGACAGGAACUGAGUGACUUACGUGAGCAGCUUCUGGCUCGAGCAUCUCAUGUGGAAGAAUUAGAACAUCUGCAGCGAGACUUUGAGCAGCAGCAGCAACGGGAGAAAACUGAGCAUGAGUCAGAACUGGAGCAGCUGAGACUUUACUUUGAAAAGAAAUUAAGGGAUGCGGAAAAAAAUUACCAGGAAGACCUGACUCUGUUACAGCAGCGGCUGCAGGAGGUGAGGGAAGACUCUCUUCUGGAGUCUGCGGAGAUCAGUUCAUCAAGUGUGCUUUUAGAAGAGACUUCUGAAAAAGAAAGAAGAGAUGACCUUGACCAGCUCAGCUUUCAUCUGGAGCAGCAUGAGGAGGGCCUGUGUUUGCAAACUCAGUUAGAAGAAAGCCCACAGCACCAAGUGGCAGCCCAACAGGAGGCGGACCUUGUGGGGACCCAGGUGUUGGUACAGCGUGUGGGGCUCUUGGAAGAGCCUGGCCCAGAACUUGCUUGCAUACAUCUUCAGGGUGUGCAGGGCCCAGCCGUGGAGGAGGAAACCAAAGUGCCAACAGCAACCUUGGGUUUGGAAACGGAGGUUAAACUCCCAAUGCUUCAGACAGAGCUCCAGGAAGAAAUCAAUCUGUUAAAAAUAGAAAACCGAAACUUACACGAGAAGCUGCAGAGGGAAAUCCGUCUGAAAGAGGACUUGGAGAAAGGAAAACAUAAUUUAGUUGAAGAUCAUCAGGAAGAACUGAGGAAAGCUAAGGAGCAGAUUCAACUAAUGAAACAAGAACUCAAAGAAAGAAAAGCAGAGUGGAAAGAUACAAGUGAAGCCCUAAGGAGAGAAGCUGAAGAAAAGUUAACCCUGAUGCUCCUUGAACUGAGAGAACAGGCUGAAUUGGAGAAACGGUCGAUAAUAAAUGAGUUUGAGCUUCGAGAAAUUGAAAUGAAGCAACUCCAGGAUCAGCAGGCUGCCCAGAUCCUGGACUUGGAGGGGUCCCUGAAGGAGCAGCAGGGCCGCCUGAGGCAACUGGAGGUUGGCCUUGCUGGGGACGAGUCUCUACAGAGCGACCAGGAGUCGAGCAGUGGACUGGCCCCAGUGGACCAGAACCAAGACCUGGAGCUUGCUCCCCUCAAUCUGAAGGAGGACUGUGCCCUUCAGCUGAUGCAGGCCCAGAACAGGUUUUUAGAGCAACGUAAAGAAAUCACAGAGACAUUCACUGCAGAGCAAGAUGCCCUCCUGCGGAAGGCCCAGGGGAAGCACGCCAGCGAGCUCCAGCUCCUGCAGGAGAGACACCAGCAGCACGUUCUGUCCCUGACAGCAGAACUCGAGGCCAAGCACCAGGCCAGUGUCGAGGAGCUAAAGGCCGUGUUCCAGAGAGAGCAGUGGGCUCUUUCAGAAGCUCGUGUGGCUGAACUGCAGACGAAACAUGCUGCUGAAAUCCAUGCUCUGGAGACGAGACAUUUGUCACAGCUGGAUUCUGUGGAGUCAUGUUACCUGUCUGAAAUCCAGGCCCUCCGGGAUGAGCAUGAGCGGGCCCUAGAGCAGUUGCGAGGGGACCUUGAGGAACAACUGCAGAAAAAGGACUCUUCUCACCAAGUGAUUUUGACUCAGGAGUUAGAGAAACUGCAGCGGAAACAUGAUGAAGAGCUUGAGUCUGCAAAGGGCAGCUGGAGAGCUGAACUGAGCACUGAACACACUGAGAGUUUGAGGGCCCUGGCUGCAGAGCUUCGAGGGGCUCACCAGGAGGAGCUGGCUGGAGCCCUGCUGAAUCAGAGGCGCCUGCUGGAGGAGGAAAAGAGCAUGGCCCUGGACCGGGUGCAAGCUGAGGUCCUCCUCCUGGAGCAGCAGCACCAGGCCGCUCUGCAGGGGCUUGGUGACAUGCAUGCAGCUGAGAUGCAGAGGCAGCGGGCAGAGCAGCAGGCAUUGCAGGAGAGGGCUAUGCAGGGUGAAUUUGAACGUGGAAAGGAGGCUGCUUUGCAUGAAAACAAGGAGAUGCACAGAUUGGAGUGGGAGCAGGUGCAGUCUCUUCACCAAAAAGAGAAGGAGUCUCUGUCCCUGCAGCUUCAGGAGAAAAGCAACCAGGUUCUGCAGCUAGAAGACCAAAUUUUAUCCUUACGUCGUGAGAUACAAGAGCACCGUUCAGAACUGGAGACACUACAGCAAAGGCGGGACAGGGAGAACCAGGAAGGCACGAACCUCAUCUCGAUGCUCAAGUCUGAUGUGGAUCUUUCUCACAGUGAAAGGAUCGCUCUCCAGGAUGCCCUUCGGAGGCUGCUGGGCCUAUUUGGAGAGACAGUGAAGGCUGCCGUCUCCCUGAAGAGCCGGAUCAGUGAGCGCGUGGGGCUUUGCCUGGAGGAUGAGAAUUCACCCGACACGAGGCUGGAGGGCCAGGUCUCAUCUGUAGCACCAGCGCUGGAUGAGACGUGGCCCGGGCUUGAUGUGGCACUGCCGGACCUGGAUAGAACUUUGACAGAAUGCACUGAGGUGUCUUCCAUGGCUGAGAUCAGCAGCCACAUCUGUGAAAGCUUUUUCCUAAGCCCAGAAAGUACACUGGAGUGUGAGCAGCCCGUCAGGAGCAUCUACCGGAGCCUUGGCCUGGCAGUGGAUGGCCUCCUGGAGAUGGUUCUGGACUCCUCUAGGCAGCUGGAGGAAGCACGUCAAAUUCACACUCGUUUUGAAAAAGAAUUUAGCUCUAAAAAUGAGGAGACAGCUCAGGUUGUUAGAAAACACCAAGAGUUGCUGGAACGCCUGGAGGAGGAGAACUCGGCCAAGACUCGGCUGAUGCUAGAACUGCACAAGGCAGAAGGCCUCAUUGAGGGAUUCAAAGUGGAGAAGGCCAGCUUGCAGGAGGCACUAGUCCAGAAGGAGACGUCUGAGCAGGGCCUCGUGGCUGAGCUGGAGAGCCUGAAACAGCAGCUUCAGCGGGUGACUCGGCAGCAGGCAGAGCUGAAGGAGGAGAAUGCUGUCCUGUGUCACCAAAAGGAGGUGGCGGCCACAGAAGCGGAAGAGCGAGAGGCUGGCGUUCCUGUCACUAUAGCGCACAAGGACUCAGCCCUUCGGAGGGAAGUGGAAGCUGCCACCACAGAGCGGUUGGAGACCAGGCAGCAAUGUGAGAAAGACCAGGCGACUCUGCAUGCCCAGGUGAAGCUCCUGGAGGCCGAGCUGGAAGAGCAGCUCUCCCGCCAUCAAGCAUGCGCCUCACAGGCCGAGGAGCUCAGCGCCCUGCGGCAGCAGAUGGUGUCCCUGGACAAGCACUUGCGCAGCCAGCGGCAGUUCAUGGACGAGCAGGCGGUGGAGAGGGAGCAUGAGCGGGAGGAGUUCCAGCAGGAGAUCCAGCGGCUGGAGGAGCAGCUCCACCGGGCAGCCCAGCCGCAGGCCCGGGGCUCCCGCGACAGUGAUCAGGCACAGCUGGAUGAGGAGGUUGAAUUGUUACAGGAAAAAUUGAGAGAAAAAACAGAUGAACUUAAUGAAUUGGUGAUGAAGAAAGAAUUAGCAGAUAGACAAGUAUUGAUCCAGGAAGAGGAAAUUAAACACCUGGAGGAGACAAAUGCCAAUACCAAGAGGAAAGUGAUCCAGCUCCAGGAAGAACUGGAGAAGCAAAGAAAAGCUAUGAAAGAGCUACAACAGGAUAAAGAGGCACUACAGCAACAGCAGAUGAAUAACUUGCUUCUGGUGUCCACAUUGCAGUCUAAACUAGAUGAGGGCAAAUGCUCUGUGCCUCCUGUGGACAGCUGCCCCAAGGACCCAGAAAUCCAGUUAGAGGCCGUGCAGAGGGCACUCUUGCAGCGGGAAAGCGAGGUUUUAGACUUAAAAGAACAAUUAGAAAAGGUUACAGAUGACUUAGUUAAUAAAAAUGAAGAAGUACUACAUCUGAAUUUGAAAUUAGACCUGCAGAACAACCAUGCUGCCAUCAGCAUCAGAGGACUACAAGAAGAGAAUGCGAAUUUGAAGGAAUUUCUGCAAAACAAAGAAAAGGAGAUACUGUGUUUGAGCGAGCAGCUGGAGGCACAGCUGGCUGGGAUGGGAAGUGGCACUCUCAGCGAGGUUAUGUAUAGUAGAAGCUCUGAAGUCGAGGAGCUGAAGUCCAUUAUUGAGACUUUGCAGGAGAACCAGGAGCGGCUGCAGAAGGAUAAAGCAGAGGAAAUUGAGCAACUGCACGAGGUCAUCGAGAAGCUGCAGCGAGAGCUGACCCUUGGGGAGCCUGCCAAGCAUGAGCUCAGUGACAGCCAAGCUGAGGAUCUCCAGAGCGAGCUAGAGCGUGGGCUGUACUGCCUGCAGACCGAGGGAGCCGAGACCCAGGCCACGCUGCAGGCCGAGCUCCAGAAUGCUCUUGAGGCCAAGGAGGCUCUGGGCCAGCUGCUGACUGAGCAGGAGCACCAGCAUGGCCAGGCCCUGGAGGCCCUGCAGCAGCGCCUGCGGGUUGCAGAGGAGGCUGCCGAGAGGCAGCUGGCCCAGCUGAGAUCCAGUGCUACCCUCCGGGAGGCGGAGGUCCAGGGAUUGGCCUCCCAAAUUCAAGAGUUUGAGGCUGCCCUCAAAGCAAAGGAUGCAGAGAUUGCCCAGAGGGAUUUGGAAAUUGAGGCUAUAAACAGAAGGCGCUCAGCCCACUCCACAGAACUGGAGGCCAUCCUUCAGGCCUUCACCUCCCUCCGCCGCACCCUGGAACAGCAGCCCCCGGGUGCCACACAUGAGCCCCCGGAGUUGCAGCGGCUCCGAGUGCAGUGUGUCCGCCUCAGCCACCAGCUGCAGGCACUGAACCAGCGGUUUCUGCGGUGCCAGAAGGAGCUGGAUAAGCAGCAGGCGUGUGGGUCGCCCGUGCUCCAUCGUAUAAAGGGCAGCUUCCAGGGACAGGUGGCCAGGAGUGACAAGGCCUUGUGUGGUGAAGAGUCGGAACAAAAUGUGGGCAACAGGCAGCUACCUAUGGCCUCCCGUGGUCAAGCCGAUGAUCCACAGAGCCCAGUGAAAGGUGAUCUGCAGCCUGCCAAAGCCCUGGUGACGGGAAACCACACCGGCCUCCACAAACAAGACAGCAUGAUGUCGAUGCUCGCGGUCUGCCAGAGGCAGCUGGAGUCUGAGCUGCUCCUUGUGAAAAAUGAAAUGCACUUGAGUGCUGAGGACUACGGCAAAGCAUCAGGGACAGUGAAGGAUAAAGAAAAACGACGGGAGUGUUUUAAGCUGCAGAAAGUUGAUCUCAUAACUCAGGUGAAACAGCUUCAAGAAAAACUGAACCGUCUGGUAUAUUCUAUGAACUUCCAGAACACCGAGACAGAGGAUUUUAACUCUCAACAGCCAUUGGCAUUUUCUCAUGUUUUAGAAAACAGUUUGAAUGGUAGUUGCAGUAACGGUGAAGAAACUGACAGAUUGCCUCCUGUUGAUGAAUUUAAUAUCAAUAAAAUUACACAGGAUGUAAUUGACAGUAUUGGAAAUCAGGAUUCAUUGAAAAGAAAUGAAAUGCCAAAUGUUCCCAUGGAAGACAAGGUAGCUUUGCAGGAUGGGUCACUUGGUUUGCAGCUGAGCUUGCCAAGUAGCUCCCAUGACUUAACCUACAUUGAGGAGGCUGAGCCCUUGAAGAAUGCACUCAGUGCGAUGGACCUGUCCUCCUGGAGCUCCCCCGAGGUUGUCAGGAAGGACUCAAUGCUCGAGCCACCACCCAGCCUGCCCCUGACACCCUGCGUGGACGUCCUGAGCCAGCACAGCCUGGAUCUCUCUCUGAAGGACAGGAUGAGUGCCUCAGUGCUCCAGGCUGACCAGUCGGGGCUGCUUUGUUCCCUUGGUGGGUCAGCAGCAGAAAAGGCCCCUUCCUGGGCAGAGUCUUCAUUGGCCGCAGACGGGGCUCCCUCCGCCGAUCCUCAUGUGCAUCAUGUGGUUGUGGAGAAAGAUGUUGAGGACUUUAUUAUAACGUCUCUUGAUUCUCAAGAAAAGUCAAGAUCAUCUCCUCUUGGGUUAGAAGGAAAAAGCAAUGGAAGUGAAAACAGUGAUGGCUUCGGGUGUGGAGAAACACUAAACCAAGGUUCAGGAGGACUUGAAGCUCCCACUGUUAGUCCUGCAGUGCCGUCCCCCGCCUCAGGAAGCUUCCGACAGUCACUGGAAGCCAUGAAGGAGAAGGAAGUCCACCCGAAACAAGUUAAGGCUUUGCUGCAGAUGGUGUAUGAUGAGAGCCACCACAUCCUGGCCCUGUCUGAAUACCAUGGAUACCCCAGCGCACUGAGCAAGGGCGAGCCAAGCACACCCAUUAAGCACUUCCUGAGGGGUGGCCAGGGACUGUUGGAGGCAUUGCCAGCUCUGAGGGGCCACCUGACCCCAGCACCCCAACAGGCAGAGAAGGAGCUUUCUGACACCUGCCUUGACUGGAGAGGAGAAUUCCUGCAGGUAGUCCAGGAGGCAUUUGAAAAGGAGAGGGAGAUGCUGAUGGUGGAGCUGCAGCCUCAGCUCAGUGGCUCUGACUCCAGGGCUCUGGUGGAGAGACUGCAGAAGGUGGCCCAGGAGCAGGGGGACCUGCAGGAGAAGUCCUUGGAGCAACUACGUCAGUCCGACAGGAGUAGCCUGCUGUCCGAGAUCCAGGCUCUGCGAGCCCAGCUGCGGCUGACGCACUUGCAGAACCAGGAGAAGCUGCAGCAGUUGUGCGCGGCGCUGACCAGUGCGGAGGCCCGUGGGAGCCAGCAAGAACACCAGCUGCGCAGGCAGGUUGAAUUACUGGCAUAUAAGGUUGAACAGGAAAAAUCUAUAGCGAGUGAUCUACAGAAAACCCUCAAUGAAGAGCAACAGAAAGCAAACAACGCCCGAAAGCUGCUGGUGGUGGAGCAGAACGCCGUCAAAGCUUUGAAGUCAGAGCUUUGUGAGUGUAAACAGGACAAUGAGAGGCUGCUGAAGUCCCUCAAUGACGUGCAGAGAGAGGUUCUCCAGCUGAGGUCUGUACUAGACAGCAAGGAGAACGACCUGAAGGCCGCGCUUCAGGAGCUGGAGAGCGAGCGCAUUAAGGAGCGCGCCCUGCAGAGCCAGCUGGAGCAGGAGCAGCAGGAGCACCUGCAGAGGGAGGGCCAGGACUCCAAGGCCCUGGAGGAGUUAAGAAUAUCUUUGGAGAAGCAAUUUGCUCAGAAUAAUCGACUGUCUGUAGCGUUAAAACACGAGCAGACAGCAAAGGACAACCUUCAGAAGGAGCUGCAAAUUGAGUCCUCGCGCUGUGAGGCGCUGCUGGCGCAGGAGCGGAGCCGGCUCUCCAAGCUACACCGGAACCUGGAGGCUGCACAGGGCCGUUCCCAGGAGCUGUCUGAGGCCUUGCAGCACGAGCGAGUCCUGACGGAGCAGCUGAGCCGGCGGGCACAGGAGGCCUGCGCUCACCAGGAGACACAGGCCCACCGGGCUCUGCUGCGGAAGCUGAAGGAGGAGACGGCCCGGGUGGUGGAGCUGCAGGCAGCACUGGAGAAAGUGCAGCAGCACGCCAUGUGCGCCCAGCAGCAGCUGGAGGCUGAGGUGCAGAGGCGCUGUGCAGAGCUCGAGAAAGAGAAGGAGGUGAGUGCCAGGCUGAGGUCCACUGUGCAGGCCCUGCGGACCUCCAAACCAGAGCUGAGCUGUGAUUGGGACAGGGAGAGGGAGAUGCCCACACAGCUGCAGGCAGAGUUAGAGCAGUUACACAGGAGGCUGGCAGAGCAAGAAGGACUCAAGGACAUGAGAAGAAGAGUGGAGACAAGGCAGAGCCGGGCAGACACGGACAAGUGGAAGAAGUGGCAGAGAGACAAGGAGAAACUGAGAGAGUUAGAAUUGCAGCGCCAGCGCCAUGAGCACAAGAUCAAGCAGCUUCAGAGAAAGAUGAGGGAGCUGGAGGCCAGGGAGGCAGCACACUUGUCCCCGGAGUUGGAGCAUCUCCAAGAGCAGCAGCAGGGUCUGGAUUCCAUUCGGCAGCAGCUGCUUUGUGCGGCAGGGAUGUUGGCCAGCUUCAUCAACCAGACCAUCAACAGGACAGUUAAUGAUUGGACAUCAUCAAAUGAGAAAGCAGUGGCAUCUUUAUUGCGGACGUUAGAGGACCUCAAGUCCCAGCUGAGCACAUCUGGCUCUCCCCAGAAAAAAAUGACAGCAGAGGUCCAGGUCCAGCUGGUGGAUGUGUUGCUGAAAGAAAAUGAUUCUCUUACUAACGCUCUCAGCACUGUGACCCAGGAGAAGGCAGAGCUGUGCAGAGCAGCGUCCCGGCUGGAGAAGACUCUCAAGCACCACCUGCUGAAGGGCUGUGCGCUCAGUAGGUCAGACAGGAGGAGGGACAGGACCGUCCUGCAGAGCUCACCAGGACUUGCAGACCCAGGACUGUCGGCUCCAGCUUUCAGGGAGGAAGCAAAUACCCGCAAUGUCAAGAUGGAAAAAUUGUACCUGCAUUACUUGAGAGCAGAGAGCUUUAGGAAAGCUCUGAUUUAUCAAAAGAAGUAUCUUUUACUUUUGAUCGGCGGAUUCCAGGACUCUGAACAAGAGACGCUCUCCAUGAUCGCUCACUUAGGAGUGUUUCCUUCCAAAGCAGAUAGGAAGAUCACCACAUCCCGGCCUUUCACCAGGUUCCGAACAGCUGUCAGGGUGGUGAUUGCAAUUUCCAGAUUACGUUUUUUGGUUAAGAAAUGGCAAGAAGUAGAUCGGAGAGGAGCUUUGGCGCAAAGCAGAGCCCCUCACUCAGGAUUCCUGGUGUCACGGCAACAGCUGAUUCCACCAGAAACCACUGAAUCCCUGCCGGAAACCAGCCAGUCCCCACCCGAAACAAGGGAAUCCCCACCAACCCGGGACGUGUCUUUCAGCCACACCAGGGACUCUGUGCCAAAAGCCUCCCCACGCAGGAGGGACAGGUCCAAUCCAUCUCCAAAUUCAAGGUCAGAAAGAUCCCUGACUGCUUCUCAAGAUCAGGAACAUUCUUUGACAGAAUAUAUUCAUCAUUUAGAAAUGAUCCAGCAAAGACUAGUGGGGCUACCACCAGAUUCCUCCUCAAAGAGAUCUUGCCGUCAGAAGAAUAAACAAUGAAUAAAGUCCUUGUGGCUCUUACCAGUGGCAGUUCUGCUUGAGGAAAAGAAUCUUUUUUUUCCUUUUUCUAAGGAAAGCUUGUGGUGUGGUGUGGCAUGGCAUACGGAGCAGUGCCAGUCUCCUCACGUGCCUGAGAUGCCAGCCUCAGAGUGCCAUUAACUAAGUGUUCUCACUUUUGUGCAUUGCUGCAAAGCCAAAUGGAAUAUUUUUUAUGUAAUUUCAAUACCUUUUAGCCCCUUACCUUCAUGUGGUAAUGUGUGUGGUCCGUUUCUUUGCAUGUUGGCAGAGCCACCCUACCUGCCUCCAGAAAGGGUGAGCAGAGAAUGGCUCCCUGGUGUUUUAUUUUCUUAAAGUGUACAGAUAGAAACUUGGUUU